AGUGCCACAAGUAAUAAAGGGGUACAUAUGUACCAUCACGUGGAAAACCCUGUUUUAGAACAAUUCUCCUCCCCAAUGACAGGAGAGACUUGGAACAUUUUGGCACCGGAGGAUUUCACAUGGGAAAAAACUGUAUGAACUGGCUCUUCUCUUCUCAGUCCUGGCAAAAACCUGGAUGCUUUAACAAUAAGACCUUUGAAAGAGAUAAGUGAUUAAGACUCCAGGGACAUCAAACUUGACAGUUCACCCCACUUUUUCAGCUUGGAAAAAGGGGGAUACAUGACCACUAAAGUGGACAUCUCUGACCUUUCAAAUAUAGAUUACCAAGGCCAUUGUAAUGGCCAUUUUUCCAAAAGGUUAAGCCAACCUGAUGGUGACAUGCUUAUCACAGAGAUUACUAUUCUUGCUACCUAUUGUGUAUGUUUAAAGGUAAUCCUUCAAAAAUGAUGAGUGAUCAUUCACUUAUCAUAUCUGAUAAUCAUGUGGAUCAUUCUGGAUAUAUAACCAUGAAAACUCAGGAAAUAGAAGAAGUUGUUCUUGAUUCCAAUCAUGUGAAUCAAUUAUUUUUUCACGAUGCAGUAGGAGUUUCAAAUGAAUUAAUAGUGGAACAAAAUGUUGAAACUGGUAAUGAAGAUCCACAUGCAGAAAUAAUACUUGUACCUAACACAAUGAUAAAGCAGGAAGAUAUAAUUGAAGGAGGAGAAGUUGUAGUAGGUUCUAAUGUAGAGAAUGAAGUAGUGAUUGAUGAUCAUAUAGAUUCUCAGUUAGAUGUAGAUCAUUUUGUAAUAGGCUCUUCAAUAGAUAUAUGUUCUGAUCAAAUGGAUGAUACUAGUUUUGAAGAUACAAAACUUAUCAUAGAUACAGCACAGUAUGGUUUAGAAGAUCCUUGUAUUGCUUAUGACUGUGGUGAAUGUGGAAUUGUAUUAAAAAAUAGAGCAUCUCUGAAAAAACAUAUUAAAAGCCAGCAUGCCAAAUUUCAGAAAAAUAAAUCGAAGAAAACUAGUUCAAAAGAAAAAUAUGUAACUAAUAAGCGUUAUAAUUGCCCUUCAUGUACAUACUCAUCUCAGAGGAGAGAUAAACUAGAUAAGCAUAUGGAAAAGCAUGUAUUACUUGAUGGUGUGCACCCUUGUGGGAAAAGACGGCAUAAACCUGAAGCUCUUCCUCAGCGCCAUAGACAUAAUGCUGAAGAAUAUAGGUGUUCAUUGUGUCCUUAUUCUUGUACUGUUUACAAAGCUCUGAAAAAACACCAGAAGGUCCAUGUUUCAGGAAAUGAAACUUUCACUCUCAAGUUAAGUUGUAAGAUUUGUGGUAAAGAUCGUGCUACUGAAGGUGAGAUGCAAAAACACAUGAAAAAACAUCGGAAUGAUGAACAUUUCCUUUGCGAUCUAUGCAAUUUUUCUAGUGUCCAAUUAAAAAAGAUUAUUCAGCAUCGUAGAAUGCACACAGGUGAAAAACCUCAUCUGUGUCCUCACUGUAGUUAUCGAUCUGCUCGUAGAGAUAAUCUACGAUCUCAUGUCCGUAGAAUGCAUAAAAGAGAAAAUAUGUACAUUGAUACAUUUAAUCCAAAUGAAGAAACUCCAUUAUAUUUAACAUACUAAUUUAGAUCUAGAUAUCAACAAAGAACAACAUGCUGUCUUCAUUUGCUGCUAACAGUUAGCUGAUAAUACCACAACUGUAUGUAAUUGCAGCUGCAAUAAAUUAACUGCUUUUAAGUAAAUUAAAUAUUAGAUAUUUAAAAUUUAA
Messenger RNA from Stegodyphus dumicola, 1743 nucleotides. RefSeq lists its product as uncharacterized. Lineage: Eukaryota; Metazoa; Arthropoda; Arachnida; Araneae; Eresidae. The record is from RefSeq and is a predicted model, not a curated record.